Zingiber officinale is the source of this 2883-nucleotide messenger RNA. RefSeq lists its product as uncharacterized. NCBI's taxonomy places the organism in Eukaryota, Viridiplantae, Streptophyta, Magnoliopsida, Zingiberales, Zingiberaceae. The coding region runs from base 1 to 2883 and encodes 960 amino acids. The transcript has a single exon. The record is from RefSeq and is a predicted model, not a curated record.
AUGGUGAUUGGAGCCAUUCCUUUUCUUGCACUAACAAUCUUAGUGCAAUACAUUUGUGGUAUACAUGGAGUGAGGGUGCCUUCAACUAUUCUCAAGGGAGGAGUGACUCAUAGAUCUAUGCUACAAAUUUUAAGAGAAGCUCCUAGUGGCCAAGAUCUCAUUUACCAUGGAGACAGAGCAAUGCAGCAAGUUCAAGAUGGUGAGUCAUACAAAAUCAUGCGAGGAGCUCCUAGCGGCCCAGAUCCCAUUCACCAUGAAGAUAAUCUGAAUCUCAUUUACCAUGGAGAUGGAGCAAUACAUCAAGUUCAAGAUGGUGAGUCAUACAAAAUCAUGCGAGGAGCUCCUAGCGGCCCAGAUCCCAUUCACCAUGAAGAUAGUCCGAAUCUCAUUUACCAUGGAGACGGAGCAAUGCAGCAAGUUCAAGAUGGUGAGUCAUAUAAAAUCAUGCGAGGAGCUCCUAGCGGCCCAGAUCCCAUUCACCAUGAAGAUAGUUCGAAUCUCAUUUACCAUGGAGACGGAGCAAUACAACAAGUUCAAGAUGGUGAGUCAUACAAAAUCAUGCGAGGAGCUCCUAGCGGCCCAGAUCCCAUUCACCAUGAAGAUAGUCUGAAUCUCAUUUACCAUGGAGACAGAGCUGCAAUGCAGCAAGUUCAAGAUGGUGAGUCAUACAAAAUCAUGCGAGCAGCACCUAGCGGCCCAGAUCACAUUCACCAUGAAGAUAGUCCGAAUCUCAUUUACCAUGGAGACGGAGCAAUACAACAAGUUCAAGAUGGUGAGUCAUACAAAAUCAUGCGAGCAGCUCCUAGCGGCCCAGAUCCCAUUCACCAUGGAGAUAGCCCGCCUUCCAUUUACAAUGGAAAUGGAGUAAUGCAACAAGUUCCAGAUGGUGAGUCAUACAAAAUCAUGCGCACAGCUCCUAGCGGCCCAGAUCCCAUUCACCAUGAAGAUAGUCCGAAUCACAUUUACCAUGGAGACGGAGCAAUACAGCAACUUCAAGAUGGUGAGUCAUACAAAAUAAUGCGUGGAGCCCCUAGCGGCCCAGAUCCCAUUCACCACGAAGAUAGUCCGAAUCUCAUUUACCAUGGAGACGGAGCAAUACAGCAAGUUCAAGAUGGUGAGUCAUACAAAAUCAUGCGAGGAGCUCCUAGCGGCCCAGAUCCCAUUCACCAUGAAGAUAGUCUGAAUCUCAUUUACCAUGGAGACAGAGCAAUGCAGCAAGUUCAAGAUGGUGAGUCAUACAAAAUCAUGCGAGCAGCUCCUAGCGGCCCAGAUCCCAUUCACCAUGAAGAUAGUCCGAAUCUCAUUUACCAUGGAGACGGAGCAAUACAGCAAGUUCAAGAUGGUGAGUCAUACAAAAUCAUGCGAGCAGCUCCUAGCGGCCCAGAUCCCAUUCACCAUGGAGAUAGCCCGCCUUCCAUUUACAAUGGAAAUGGAGUAAUGCAACAAGUUCAAGAUGGUGAGUCAUACAAAAUCAUGCGCACAGCUCCUAGCGGCCCAGAUCCCAUUCACCAUGAAGAUAGUCCGAAUCUCAUUUACCAUGGAGACGGAGCAAUACAGCAACUUCAAGAUGGUGAGUCAUACAAAAUCAUGCGAGGAGCCCCUAGCGGCCCAGAUCCCAUUCACCACGAAGAUAGUCCGAAUCUCAUUUACCAUGGAGACGGAGCAAUACAGCAAGUUCAAGAUGGUGAGUCAUACAAAAUCAUGCGAGCAGCUCCUAGCGGCCCAGAUCCCAUUCACCAUGAAGAUAGUCCGAAUCUCAUUUACCAUGGAGACGGAGCAAUACAGCAAGUUCAAGAUGGUGAGUCAUACAAAAUCAUGCGAGCAGCUCCUAGCGGCCCAGAUCCCAUUCACCAUGAAGAUAGUCCGAAUCUCAUUUACCAUGGAGACGGAGCAAUACAGCAAGUUCAAGAUGGUGAGUCAUACAAAAUCAUGCGAGCAGCUCCUAGCGGCCCAGAUCCCAUUCACCAUGGAGAUAGCCCGCCUUCCAUUUACAAUGGAAAUGGAGUAAUGCAACAAGUUCAAGAUGGUGAGUCAUACAAAAUCAUGCGCACAGCUCCUAGCGGCCCAGAUCCCAUUCACCAUGAAGAUAGUCCGAAUCUCAUUUACCAUGGAGACGGAGCAAUACAGCAACUUCAAGAUGGUGAGUCAUACAAAAUCAUGCGAGCAGCUCCUAGCGGCCCAGAUCCCAUUCACCAUGGAGAUAGCCCGGCUUCCAUUUACAAUGGAAAUGGAGUAAUGCAACAAGUUCAAGAUGGUGAGUCAUACAAAAUCAUGCGCACAGCUCCUAGCGGCCCAGAUCCCAUUCACCAUGAAGAUAGUCCGAAUCUCAUUUACCAUGGAGACGGAGCAAUACAACAACUUCAAGAUGGUGAGUCAUACAAAAUCAUGCGAGGAGCCCCUAGCGGCCCAGAUCCCAUUCACCAUGAAGAUAGUCCGAAUCUCAUUUACUAUGGAGACGGAGCAAUGCUGCAAGUUCAAGAUGGUGAGUCAUACAAAAUCAUGCGAGCAGCUCCUAGCGGCCCAGAUCCCAUUCACCAUGAAGAUAGUCCAAAUCUCAUUUACCAUGGAGACGGAGCAAUACAGCAAGUUCAAGAUUGUGAGUCAUACAAAAUCAUGCGAGCAGCUCCUAGCGGCCCAGAUCCCAUUCACCAUGGAGAUAGCCCGCCUUCCAUUUUCCAUGGAAAUGGAGUAAUGCAACAUGUUCAAGAUGGUGAGUCAUACAAAAUCAUGCGCACAGCUCCUAGCGGCCCAGAUCCCAUUCACCAUGGAGACAACCCGCCUUCCAUUUACCAUGGAAAUAGAGUAAUGCAACAAAUUCAAGAUGAUGAGUCAUAUAAAAUCAUGCGAAAAGUUCCGACGAACUCUGAUCCCAUCCACAAGUGA